AUGACGGAAAAGACAACUGGCGAAGAUCUACUGCAACCGGACUGUCUGAUUUCACUGACAGCCCCGAAACUUUGCGCUCGGCGAUUCAAUGGUCGCUACCACUUUCUGGCCGGUCGCUUCAUUCCUCCUGUGUUGGCGGAGAAAUAUCAGCUAAACCUGCCGCCCUAUCCCGGCAGUUGUCAGUUUGUGCAACUGUCUGGGCCACCGUAG
Dibothriocephalus latus is the source of this 210-nucleotide messenger RNA. Lineage: Eukaryota; Metazoa; Platyhelminthes; Cestoda; Diphyllobothriidea; Diphyllobothriidae. The record is from the annotation of a GenBank genome assembly.